Molecule: messenger RNA, 1501 nt
Organism: Eriocheir sinensis (Chinese mitten crab)
Lineage: Eukaryota; Metazoa; Arthropoda; Malacostraca; Decapoda; Varunidae
Exons: 2
Coding region: 144-1328 (394 amino acids)
Source: RefSeq, a predicted model, not a curated record
GUUCGCUCCCUGGCUCCCGCCCGUCCAAAAUUCCCCUUCUCCUGCACCGGCGUGUAUAAAUACUGGUGUGCGGCUUCGGCUAAGACACUCUUGCUGGAGAGAUACCAGAGUCCGCUCCAGUCUUACUUAACACUCCAGGGAGGAUGUGGACGCCCUUGGUGCUGCUGCUGGUGGUUUACACCAGGGGAAUCGCUGCUGACCGGCUAGGAGGUCUUCAGCCCUCUUUUGGGGGCUAUCUUCCCCCUACCCAAUCUUACUGUCAGCCCUCCACCAUCUACCAUACACAAACCCGAUACUCGACUCAAGUGAUUCCUUCAACUGUCUACAACAAUGAUGUGCAAUACAUCACCCAAACUGACUACAGAACUCAGCAAGUCUACACCACCGUCUAUUCAGAGGUGGUGCGGACCCAACAGAUCCCGUCCGUCGUGUAUCAGACGGCGACGGUGACUCGUACGCAAGAGAACAUCCGCACGCAGGUGAUCACCCUCCCGCCUCAGGUCAACUACGUCACUCGCACCCAAGAGGUUGUCCGCCCCCAGGUUCAGUACCAGACCAGGUACUCCACACGCAUCCAGCAGGUACCGAGCACCAUCGUCAGAAAUGUGGUGUCCACCCAAGUGGUGCCCCAGCAGGUGUAUAGUACAGUCUUCCAGACACAGUACGUCACCAGGACCCAGCAGCUCCCGGGACAGACGCGCACAGUUGCAAGAACUGAAUACAGAACAGCUUAUUCGACUGUCGUCGUCCCUGCUCAAGAUGUUUACCUCACAACCACCGUGUAUCGAACCAACGUCAACACGCAAUACAUCACCCAGCCGGGUCAGACCCGGUACAUCACCUCCACCAACGUGGUGCCCGUCACCACCACCAUCUACUCGGAGGUGGUGCUUACCAACACCCAGACCCAGUACGUCACCCGCACACAAGUGCAGCAGCAGGUGUCCACCGUCUACCGCACGCAGCAGGUGCCUCAGUACAACACCAGGGUAGUCACAGUGCCCCAGCAGGUGGUUAAAACUCAAGUGUCGACGCAGGUGGUGCCCACGACCAUCUAUUCGCAGCGUAUCAUCUACACCACUCUGUACCAGCCAGCUCAGACGCAGUACGUGACCAACACCCGCACUGCUUACAGCACCCAGUAUUUACCCGGCCAGACACGCACUCAGUACGUCACCAGCGUGGUCUACCGAACCAACUAUGUGACAUCCACCACCUACAACCGAGUGUACAACACGGUCACCACCACAUACACCGCCCAACCGGACUGUAAUACUGGCUACAACUACAAUGCUCCAGCUAAGCCCUUCAACCCUUAUAGCGGUUAAGAUAUUGACAGAAGUUAUCACUCCUCUGUCAGGGAAACAAAAACACACGAACCUGUUCCAGUUCUUUUGUACACAUAAAUGACUGUCUAUCACCUCAUAUGUAUACAAAUGUGCAAAACAGCUGGGUACUGAAAACGCCUGAAUUUCUAAUGAAAUUAUUUGCCAAUAUAAAA